GACAUUUGUCUUUCACUCUAUUGAGGAAUAAAGUCUUUUUUUCCAGAAUAUCAUCCAAUAUUUUGCUUUUAAUAGAUGAAAUAUAUAAUAAUUUGGUAAUUAAGUACAAUGAAUUGCAACUCAUCCAGUUUAUUAGAACCAUUGAAUCUCACAACCAUCGAUGAUGAUUGUAAGACACUGAUUUUUGACUUUUUCGAAUGGGAGGAUUUACUCAGUUUGGCGGAUACUAGUAAAAAACUAUAUGCAGCAGCUUGUGGUGUCUAUAGACGAAAAUAUGGCAAAGGAAGAUUACAUAUAAUUUCGGAAAUUCAAAGAGGCUCGUUUGUCCAACCAGAUGUCGAUGUAGAUGACCGUGGCAAAGCAUUGAAGCUUCUCAGAAAUUUCGGCCAUCUUGUUUCACACUUGUUUUUUUCAACUUACAAGGGCAGAUACGAGCCUGUAGAAUUUGUAUUUUUAAUUGAAAAUUAUCUCGCAGAGUAUUGUUCAAAGACACUGAAACAUUUAGAGUUGACACAUCCACCCAUGAUUUUAUUCAAAGAAAUACGAAACCCAUUCAUUAAUAUUGAGAACAUCGAUUUGCAUGGUUAUCAAGCGCCAAUUUGUGAGUUUCCUUUCAGUUCUGUAUUCCCUAAUUUGAAUUUGCUACAGAUCUGGUUUAGCUGUUUUUCGGAAGAAUUUACACCCAUUUGUAUACCACAGAUGAAAAAACUGUCUCUUUUUGGAGGCAGAAUUCACCAGAGGAGUGAAUUAAAUGUCAACAGAGCAACGAAUUUUGAAGAAAAUGAAAUUAAAGAGAUGCUAAGACUCAAUCCACAGCUAGAAGAGUUGAAACUAAAUUUGUACAGCAUAAAAGAUAUUAUUUUUCAAGAUCUCAGUCUACCAAACCUCAAACGUUUAUCACCAACAAUGCAUUUUAAUUCAAAUAUUAAAAAUGCUGAUCGAUAUCAUUUCGAAAAUGUUAUUGACUUCAAUUUACCAUUUCACAAAAUAACAAACAUUCCAUUCACAUUCAGCCAACUUGAACGCUUUGAAUAUUCAUGUUUUGAAGAUAAAACCAUCAAACCGUAUGUUCUCGAAUUCAUAUCUGAGAAUAAAUACUUAAAAUCUGUUAUACUAACCAAUGUAUGGGAUGGAAUAAAUAGCUUAUUUCCGAUACUGACUGAGUUGAAUCAUAUUGAGGAAGUCAGCGUUGAAACUACGCUCUAUGAAAUUCCAUCAUCAACUUGGAAUCUUAUUCCCGAAUUAUUUUCACAAAUUCAAUCACUCAAGAAGUUUACCUUGUGGAUAAGUAGGAUAAGAAACUUUUCAGAGAAAAUAAAAAAUGCCACGCAAAACAGAAAUCCUCGUUGCGUUUGGAGCAAAGAUGGAGGCAAAUUCGGUUCUGAUUUGAAAUUAACAUGGUUGCGGUCAUAGAUUCUCACGCAGGGUAUUAAGGGUAUUUUUGACCCCCUCUGAAAAAAAUUGACCGUACGCGAUUUUUGCUGAAAAAUGAAUGUGUUGACCUUUUUUUUAGCUCUUCACUUUUUUCCGGACAGCAAUUUACACUAGAUAGAAUCUUUUUUCGAAACUCAAGACCUUUUUUAGCUUUUUUCUUACAAUUGAAUUUUUUUGACCCUCGGCGAAUUUUUCGUCUUACCACCUCUUAAAUUUCAAGCGUGAGUACGUAUGGUUGCGGUGAAACAUUUUUGCAAAAAAUUCGAAACAAUUUUACCAAAAUCAAAAAUAAAUUUGACUUCUAGAAUUGUAAAUCUCUUGUGUACCAUUUUUUAACUGUUGUUUUCUUAUUUUUAAUUUUUUUUUUUUGAAUAAUCCUUGAAUUUAGUAUACAGUUUUUGCUCUUCAUCAAGAGUUGAUAGAGUCAUCCAGAAUGUCAAUAUCGGUUUCACCGAAGUGAUAAACAAUAAACCAUAUCCAUAUCUUCCUUCUGCUUUAAUGUUAGACGUAAUGACUAUCGCAUCUGUUUAAGCUGCUAAAUUUUCCUUGAUGUGUCGAUAAAAUGCGGCACAUUCUAUGUGUUUAUUGCAAUAAACGUCCGGAUUCGGUGCCUGGUCAUUCUGAUAUUUCUUCAUAGUGUUCCUGCGGUGAUGGCAACAAAAGAUUUUAGUUUUAUAAUUGAAUACAUAUUCAAUAAAACGCCAAACGAACUCACUCAAACACAUCGGUCCAGUACUGCUUCACGAAAUCGAUGCAUUGAACCGGGAUUUGUAAUUUAUCACAGACAUAUUGUGCAUCUUCCCAGUCUGUUUCGGCUGAACAGUAACUCGAACAGUAACGAAACGUCAACUAAAUCUCAAUUCUUCAGGAAAACACCACGAAUAUCAAAGCCUGUACACGAUGAGAGAGAAAAAGAGAAGAUCUUCAGUAUGUUUGUGCACUUUAUUAUAUUUCUCUCACUUUUCACGCCAUACCUUUUUGCUUCAACAAGAAACCGGCCACCGCUAAAUCAACUCCACCCGAAAUCCCCACCAUGUCUUUUCGAAUCAUUUUUCAAAAACAAAUUUAAAGGCUCUCUGCUGGGAUUCAUGCUGCCAUCAGACAAUUGUUUAUUUACAUGUAUAUUUUAUUGACAAUUUUGUCAAAAAUUGAGGCGACUACAGACUACAAUCGAUGUUAUAUUAUAAUUAUUGCUGCUCUUCCAUUUUGAGCGUAUCUGAAUUAUCGUCCUUAUUGUAAUGGGUGAAGGAAUGUUUUCGUAGUUCGGUUUGAAGUCGAAACGAUUCACCGCAAUCACUGCAUUGAUACAUAUUUUGGCCCACAUGCGAACGCAAGUGCUUUGUCAAAUCGUUGCUUUGCGAAAAUGAACGCGGACAGUAUGUACAAAUGUAUGCUGAAAAUGAUGAAUGAACGAAAAAAUAUCAAAACAUUAAUAGAGAAUGUUUUAAGGAGAGAAAAAUUAAAAAUUCUUCUGUUGCACAUACGUCUCUCGCCGGUAUGGGUUCUUAUGUGGCGCUUCAAAUGGUCGUUACUAUAGAAUCUUAGCGAGCAAGUGUCGCAUUGAUAUCGUCGAUCACCGGUGUGUAUUCCUGCAAAAAAGUCAGAUAAAACAAGCCAAAAAGUCAGUAAACUUUCAAUAAACUAAACUAUAUAGCUAGAACCGAAUUGAAUCAUUUCGCAACUAACUUUUAUGCUUUUUCAUCGAUCCUUUGGUUGUGAAUGAUGAGCCACAAAUGUCGCAAACGUGCUGUUUCUGCCCAGAAUGAACGAGGGAAUGAGUUCGUAAUGCGGCUUUCCAUUUGAAUUUACUUGGGCAUAGAUCACAGGCAAAGGGCUUUUCUUCGGUGUGCAGCAUCUGGAGGCUGGCCAACGAAUGAAUAGUUUUGAAGGAUUUUCCACACUCCGCACACAAAUGGUCUGCAACGAGAAACAAAGAGAAAAAUUGAUAAAAAUGAAUUCAUUUAUAGUGAAUUUGAUCCGAUUGAUCCAUACUCGCAUGAUUGUCUCGAAUGUGUGCUUUUAAUUUGCGUUCAUUGAAGAAAACCAUGUUACAAGUGCUGCAGAUGAUCGGUUUGGCUUUUUUAUGCCAUUCAUGGUGUAACACUAGUAGGAAAUGCAAAGCAAAUUCCUCGGCGCAUUGAUCGCAUUUGUAGGCUUUUAGAUGAUCCUUGUGCAUAUCCUGAAUGUGUUGCUUUACAGCGGUGAGUGUGUUAAAUGACUCUGAGCAAUAUUCACAUUCAUGAAUGUUUUUGGUGUGUCUCGACCGAUGCCGAAACCAACUGUUUAUGUGAAUGAAACGCAUAUUACACGUGGUACAUUCGAAUGGCUUCCGUAUGUUGUUAUGCUCGUUCAUAUGUUGUCGCAGGUCAUUCAACAGCUGGAAUGUUUUUCUGCAUUCGAAACAUUCAAACACUUUAUCUUCUUCAUUGGCUUUGUGUCGACUUCGUCGUAGCGUCACAGCUUGUGUGGCUUUCGCUUUCGUCGUAUUGCGUCUUUGUCUUAACCGACCAAUUGGCAUUUGCGAUGAUUUACUCCCGAUUUCAUCACUCUUCUCCAUUUUGAUAUUGUUUACAUCAAAAUUUUCCUCCAAACAAAUAAGCGACGAGCAUGGUUGGCUGAAUAUCAAACUCCAAACUGUCGUUGCCAUCGUCAACAAUAUUCGGCGGUUGAAGAAUCCCCGACAUCGCCGCUACCGCUGUCGUUCCCAAUUCAUAGUCGUUUUCAAUUUUUAUGUGUGCAUCGAUUGCAUUUUCAUUUAUAGCGUGUAUUGAUGGUGGUUCAACAUUUGGAAAUGUCUUAAAUUCGUCGGUAUUUUGGUGGUUUAGCGGUUGUAAUCUUUUCAUAAAAUAUUGCUCGCUCGCCUCACAAAGGUUAUGAAAUUCAUAGGUGAAUAUUAAAUUCGUCUUACAAUUCGGGCAAAUAUAUUUCGGGAGGCCGUCUAUUUUGUUCACUGGCCGUUUCAAGCAGUGCAUUAGCGUCUCGGCCAACUGGAUUCCAUUAUGAUUUGUUUCAAAUAAAUGAUAAUGAUUUGUUUCCGUUGCACAGACGCGGCAAAAAUACUCCAAUGAACUUCCAUCCAUUUUCGUUUUAUUUUAGCAAAAAUCCAUGCGAAAUUUCGAUUCGUUCUCUAUCUUUAGUCGCAAAAAAAAACAAACAAAACAAUAUUAUGUGCUGCUGGUAAACAAAUAAAAAUAUACUUGUUUUUGCCAAAUGUCAAUUGAACUGACAUUUACCGCUGCAAUACGAAUUGCUACACUGUUAAACAAUACGGUUGUUUGUGUGUAUGGGUGUGCGUUCGUGCAUUCGUUCGUGUAACCAAAUGAAAUCAUCAAGUGAAAGAAAUGUCAAAUAUUGUACGAAACACAACGCAAGAGAAAUUGAGAGACAAAUUGCCUAAACUUUUUGUUUUCUAGCUUAAAAUACCGAAAAAUGCCCGUGUACGAGAUAGCUCCCGUUGUAUUCGACAUCGGUUCGGCUUACACAAAGCUAGGUUUUGUACAAGAACCGUUCCCACGGAGUAUCAUUCCGACCGAAGUGAUAUCGGGAACGUCACCAACCACAUCAAAAUCACUCUUCAACUACAGUAAUCAGCUUCAGUUCUACGAUCAAGUGGUAGAUUUCAUUCAGACACUGUUCUUCAAGCAUUUGUUAGUCAAUCCAAAAGAGGGAAAAGUGGUGAUUGUCGAAAGUGUAUUGUGUCCGACAGAGAUUCGUGAUGUAUUCGCAAAGGUGUUGUUCCGACACUUUGAAAUCUCAUCGAUACUGUUUGUGCCGUCGCAUUUGGUGUCGUUGUCCACGCUGGCGAUUGACACGGCUUUAGUUGUUGAUAUCGGCCAAAAGGAAGCCACAGUAAUUCCAGUGUAUAGUGGUAUUCAAGUGUUGCAUUCAUGGCAGGCACAACCAUUGGCCGCCGAAGCUGUACAUGCCGAAAUUAAACGGCAACUACUAGAGAAUGGUGUCGCUAGCGAUUUACUUACCGAUGAAGUUGUCGAAGAAAUCAAAAUUCGAACAUGCUUCGUCACCACGUACGAACGAUCACAAAAGUAUAAAAACGGCGAAGAGGUCACACCGCCACCUGAUGUAAAUUACCCGAUUCACGGAAAAGAAACGAUAACGAUUUCGGGAAAAUUACGAGAAACAGCGUAUGAAGUUUUGUUUCCCGAGGACAAUGAUCGUUUGGGCUUGCCGUAUAUCAUAUUGGAUGCAAUUGUUGCCUGUGGCAUCGAUAUGCGUAAGACGUUGCUGGAAAAUCUAGUGAUUAUCGGCGGCACCGCCAUGGCACAAGGUCUGAUGGCUCGGCUGAAAAAUGAACUACUCGCUCUAUUGAAAACAGAUGUCUACAAAGAGAAAUUACACGCAAACACCGUCAAAUUCCAUCGUGUGCCGGCAAAAGAGAAUUUUGCAGCGUGGUUGGGCGGUUCAAUCUAUGGCGGCAUGGAAAUGCUCAAAACAAAAGGCCUUACAAAGGAAAACUACAUGAAAUUGAAUCGAGUACCCGAUUGGACCAAUUUAGAAGAUAAUCGUCCAUGGGGCAAUUAGGUUAUUAUUUAUUCCAUAUGAUUACACGUUACACUUCUUUUUUUAUUGUAUUUUGACGCUUUUUUUUAAAUAAUCGAAAUGUCCUCGUUUUUUCGGGCGAAUCUUCUUUAAAAAUCCGUAAAAUAAGAGGGGCAAAUCAAGAAAAAUGAAAUUCAAAUUGUAUAAAAUGACUAUUUAUCAUCAUUUAUUUAUAAUUAAAUUCAUUUCAUCCUUCAUUUAAAAAUAAAUGUUUGGAAUGUCCUCUUUUUUCGUUUCGAAAAAAAUGUCCUCGUUUUCCUCGAGGAAAAUCUAAGCACAUUAGCUUAACUGUUAAAGGUCUAAUAUCGGGACCAACCGAUACUUGUUCAAAGAAUCACUGGAUCUUAGUCAGCGCCUGUCCGGGCGAGAGUGCGGCGCACCGGGGCGCCUAUUGAAGAAACAUCUUUUUAACAAACGCGCUCUAGCGCCUUCGGCGCAUUCCAUGUUAGGAAUUGCUUUAAAAAAAGGGCGCUCGAGCGCUUUAUUUUGGGAGUUUUUUUUAGAAAAAGGCGCGCGAGGGCGCCGAAAGGAGCGGUUUUUCGAAAAAUAUAUUUUCAGCAGAGCGCUCCAUAUAAAAAAUAUCAAUUAGCAAUGCAUUUCUGCGAGAACAAUAUGAAUACACUCUCUAUUAUAUUUUGUGUUCUGUUUAUGAAGAGAGUAGCAAUAUGAACAGAGCGGAGUCACUGAGUUUUAUCACGGUAAAUGUAACAAGUGUAAACAAUAAACAAAACUCCGCCGCUACUUCGUCACACAAAAUAUACAAAAAUCAUUGCUGAGAUUGCAGAAAAGCCAAUUGUUCGGCGCGAUGGCAUACACAUGCAUCGAUUUGUGCUGCUUGGCAUUUUUUAUCGUUUUUGUGAGUAAUGAUCAAAUUUAUAUUCAUUUCAAUUCGUCAAUAAUUUUUGCCAUAAUAUCUCUCAAAAGUAUUAUGCAUUUUUUGGAAUCUUGUUCCACUUAUGGCUGUCAAAAAGUACUGGAUGAUGCAAAAGAGAUUUGUAAAAUUAUUCAAAUCCAACCUGAAUUCACAGGACGCUCGAAGCGACCUGCUGCGAGGCAAUGUGUAGUUUCCAAAGUGGAAUUCAAAGACAAUGUUUUUUUUAUUCAUAAUUAAGGUUGCUUCGGAUGCAAUCAUUGUCCCUUUCGAGGCACUUCAAUCAUUCAGUCAUCUCUUUUCAUUUUUGUAUGAUUUUGAACGGUUUGAAGAGAAUAAACAAAAUGGGAAUUUGUUGAAAUCUUGCAAGGAGCUUGAACAUGCUCUUAAAUGUGACGGACAAUCGGACAUUGAUGGUGAUGACCUGUUUUGUGAACUCAGCUUUGUUGUAACUUUGACACAGCACGAGAACGUCGUCCACGUCAUUGACAUUUUAAAUUCAAUUAUGAAGUUGAACAUGGAAAAUUCCGUUCCCAAUGCUGUCAUUGCAUAUCGUAUUCUACUCAGGAGUCUGGUCUCUAUUGCAACUGGCGAGCGUUCGUUUUCAAAGCUCAAAAUCGUUAAAAAUUAUUUGCGAAAUUCAAUGACUCAAGACAGGUUGAACGAUUUAGCAAUAAUUUCCAUUGAGCAUGAAACUGCAAAUGCGAUUAAAUAUGACGAUGUUAUUGGCGAGUUUGCGUCGAAAAAAGCCAGAAAACAACCAUUCGAUUAAUCAAAGUUUUAUAUUUUGCCAAAUUUUUUGAUUAGAUUUUCCAGCUCAUUAUUUUUAUCAUAUAUGAAAACAUAAUGUGAAUUUAUUAUUAUUCGUUUCUAUAAAUAAACUUCAAAAUCCAGUUUUUUUACUUCAAAAA
Messenger RNA from Sitodiplosis mosellana (orange wheat blossom midge), 7773 nucleotides. RefSeq names its product actin-related protein 10-like. The record is from RefSeq and is a predicted model, not a curated record. The coding region runs from base 4864 to 5973 and encodes 369 amino acids. Gene Ontology annotation, biological process: retrograde axonal transport of mitochondrion. NCBI's taxonomy places the organism in Eukaryota, Metazoa, Arthropoda, Insecta, Diptera, Cecidomyiidae. The transcript is spliced from 4 exons.